Molecule: messenger RNA, 1079 nt
Organism: Eruca vesicaria subsp. sativa (arugula)
Lineage: Eukaryota; Viridiplantae; Streptophyta; Magnoliopsida; Brassicales; Brassicaceae
Source: the annotation of a GenBank genome assembly
UUGUAAACCGACUUACAAAUGUUUUUGCUUGUUUGUUAUAAGAAAAAGCUUUAAACUUAACGGUCGUGUUUAGCCUUUGCUAAUCAUCUUCCUAACGUUUCACCACUCUCUGUAACUGAACUAAGUAAACAGAAAUAGAAAAAAAAAGAGAGUCAGAGAGAGGUGGCAAAGAUGAAGUGAAGGAGGUGAGAGACGUAAAGCAAAGCAAAAGGGAUCGUCACGAGAAUCAGUGGUUUCUCCCACCUCGAAAACUUUUCAGUGAAAACCGCUAUGAACACCGAUGGAACUUGGCUUCACAACACCGGUGGUGAACGUUCUCAAGUAGGUGAUAACGAUGAAACAAACCAAGAAGCAAACUGGUUCAAUAACCCACAACCACUACCCCACGGUUCCCAAAACGACUUCAGAUUCAACACUGGUGGGUUUCCCUUAAACCCUUCAGAGAAUCUCCUUCUCCUUCUUCAGCAGCAACAAUCUAUUGAUACUUCUUCUCCCUUGCAACACUUCACACUCGACCCUCCUCCUCCACAACAACAACAACAAGAACAGUCUUUCUUAGCUACAAAAUCUUGCUUCACUUCUCUUCUCAACGUCCCCACCAGCAACACCAACAACAACCCUUUCGAUGAGCUGGGCUUCAGCUCUGGAGUUUUAGGACAACUCCAUGGAAACUCCCUGAGUUUCUCUACUCUGAGUUCACUUCCAAACACCACUGAAGUAGGUAACAGAUUCACUCCUCUGGAGUUUGCUGGAGUUUCAAAUAGUGUUUUUGAGAACAGAGCUAAGGUUCUGAAACCAUUAGACGUCUUAGCUUCAUCUAGCUCGCAGCCAACACUCUUCCAAAAACGAGCUGCAAUGCGUCAAACCUCAAGCAACAAAACAUGCAACUCAGAGUCAUCCUCCGAGAUGAGGAGAUCAAGCUACGAGCGUGAGAAUCUAGAUGACGCAAGUACUGGAAUCAUGGACAAUAUCUCUGAUGAACAUAACAACAAAGGGAAGAAGAAAGGAAUGCCUGCUAAGAAUCUAAUGGCUGAGAGAAGAAGAAGGAAGAAGCUUAAUGAUAGGCUUUACAUGCUUAG